Messenger RNA from Aspergillus welwitschiae, 270 nucleotides. RefSeq lists its product as uncharacterized. The record is from RefSeq and is a predicted model, not a curated record. Bases 1 to 270 code for a protein of 89 amino acids. NCBI's taxonomy places the organism in Eukaryota, Fungi, Ascomycota, Eurotiomycetes, Eurotiales, Aspergillaceae. The transcript has 2 exons.
AUGCAGCUUUCCAAUCUUUUCGUUACGGCUUUCGCCCUCCUCGCAUCUCAUGUCUAUGCCCAGACAGGUUCCCAGGGUGUUGAUACUGGAAACAAGUUGUGCACGGGCGCAUGCCUCCCUAAGAGUUCCGAACUCUCCUGCAGCAAACCGGAGUGGCAAGCACAAUUGGGUUGCUACAUGUGCUGCCUCGAUAAUGAUAAUGCGGGGGGCUUUGCGGACAGUCUCCCUGAUGACAUUCUUCCUGAUGACAUUAUUGGCGGCGACGAUUGA